UAAAGGUGCAAUUGGUGCCGUUAUAAGCAGGGAGAAGGCAGUGUUUGCUCACCACCAAAACCUGGCCAGCCAACAAGCGCGCGUUGGUGGGAGGCACCGCCGAAAAUGACGAUGGCGGUCCGCGCGCGCAGGUGUCAGCAUUGAUUUCUCUGCUUCACGGCAUUCUCCCUACAUCAACCGUCCAGGCCGCCAUCUAGCGCUGCGCAUCCCUCCAUCUGCAGUCACCCAUCUUAGUAAAAUCAUCACGGUUCUCGCAUUCCAUCAUCAUAAUCAUUCGAGAUCAAUCGCAUCCAGAUUGCCGAGGGCCCGCGCGCGCUCAGCACCAUUGGGACGGCCCAACACCCGCACCACGCGUACGAAUCCAUCUCUUCUCCUCUUCUCGAAUCUACACAACACAGCAAUGAGUGCAAAAUCACCGCUGCGCGACGUGGCACCGCGGAAAGCAGGCUACAAGUCAUGGAAGAAGAAGUAUCGCAAGAUGCGCAUCGGGUUCGAGGAGACGAUGCAGCAAGGAGACGACAUCUUCAAGGAGGAAGCCAAAGCCGCCGCGACCGUGAAAAGGAUAGCAGUUGAGAAUGACCGGUUAAUGGACUUAUUACAAGACAUCAACAACUCGCCGCAGAUCCCGCCCGAGAAGCGAGUCGAUGUGUCCAUAUCAACGGAGAAUGGCGCCACCCCCGACGCGACGACACAGCAAUCAGACCCCAGCAGCCUCAAGAGACUGGGCGACCUGCAGCGCGACGUGCCGCACCUGACAUUCGAGACGGCCAAGGAGACCAACCCAAGCUUGCUCACAGAGCUCGAGAAGGACGCGGCGGAGCCCUACCCGUCGCACUUCCUCACAACCGACGACGUCGACAAUUAUCUUCACAUGAUUGACGUCUCGCUCGAUCCGGAGACCCAUAUCCCGACACUGGCCCCCCUGGCCCAUCCGAGCGAGCAUCCCCCCCAGCACCCUCUCCUUCGCAACCCCAACAGCAGCACCAGCUGGCUCCGCAAGCACGCCCCCCACAUCUUCCUCCAGGCGUCGGGCGGGGACGGCGCCGAAGACCACGACGACGACGGGCACACCAAGAAGGCCCGCGGCGGGCCCAAGGGCGAGCGCGGCAACGCGGGCAAGAGCCGCGGGAAGCGCGCGAGCAAUGCGGCGCCUCGGCCUGACAAGGCAGCGCAGGCGGAGGCGGGCGAUGUCAGCGUCGACGAGGACGGCGAGCCCCCCGCCGUCAAGGGCAAGCGGAAGCGGGACGAUGAUGGCGGGUACAGGCCCAAGGGAGGCUCGAGUGCACGACCGACUAAGAAGAAGCGUAAGAGCGAAGGAGCGGCUGCGGAGACGCCGAGCAGCAAGAAGUCGAAGAAGGGUAUGCCUGGCCCUGUGGUAGAGCCCGUGAGCUAAGAUGAGGGCUCAAAAGGCAUGGCGUGAAUUGUGAAGGGGAGCGGAAGGAGGCUCGAAUCAUUGUACGAUAGCAAAGGAGCAUCGGAUAUUCUCGCGUCAAUCGAGGGGUUGCGGGAACCAGGAGUGAUCACACAUUGUUUUACGGUACAGGAAGAAUGGCUGCUUGUCAGUCAGUCGUUCACAUCAGAGUAUGAGUGUGAUUUCGCACUAUCAACGAAAUUGAUUGGCUUGUACGGCUUAU
Messenger RNA from Emericellopsis atlantica, 1634 nucleotides. Its product is annotated as IEC3 subunit of the Ino80 complex, chromatin re-modelling-domain-containing protein. The transcript has 2 exons. NCBI's taxonomy places the organism in Eukaryota, Fungi, Ascomycota, Sordariomycetes, Hypocreales, Bionectriaceae. The record is from RefSeq and is a predicted model, not a curated record. Gene Ontology annotation, biological process: chromatin remodeling. Gene Ontology annotation, cellular component: Ino80 complex; nucleus. The coding region runs from base 401 to 1393 and encodes 330 amino acids.